Molecule: messenger RNA, 1728 nt
Organism: Lachancea fermentati
Lineage: Eukaryota; Fungi; Ascomycota; Saccharomycetes; Saccharomycetales; Saccharomycetaceae
Source: the annotation of a GenBank genome assembly
AUGUUUUCCAGAGCUACAAAUGAACGCCAAAGGGCGAUCGAAAGUUUGGCUGACAACAUCGGUCAAUUGAGCUUCGACGGAGGUGCCGACCCAGGAAGAUUUAGCUUUGAACCGACAACACCAUCUAAAAAAGGGGAAGAGAUGGGUAGUCCAUCCCCCACAAAGUCCACAAUCCGUGGUAUACACGGUAUGGAUAAUUCAAGACUUUCAAUGAUGGAUAUUGAUGUUAAUACCGAAGGUGAGAUUGAUGUCACACAAUCGCCCAAAAAAUUGCCUGCAGAUUUCCACAAGAAAGCAUCCUCUAGUAACACAAAAAGGCUUGUGAGUGUAUGCCAAAUGUACUUCUUAGAUUACUAUUGUGAUAUGUUUGACUACGUCAUCAGCAGGCGUGAGCGGACGCGACAAGUGAUGAGGUACUUGGAUCAACAGCGCUCACAAGGAGCACCUGCUCCCGAUAUUGCUAACGAAUGGCAAUCGUAUUUGAAUAAGGAGACGGGGAUAUUGAGAAACCGUAGGCUGAAACCUAAAAAUAAAGACUUUGAGAUGAUCACUCAAGUUGGCCAAGGUGGUUAUGGACAAGUGUAUCUUGCUAGAAAGCGUGACACGAGGGAGAUCUGCGCUCUCAAGAUUCUUAACAAAAAGCUUCUCGUCAAAUUGAAUGAAACGAAUCAUGUACUGACCGAAAGAGAUAUAUUGACAACUACGCGUUCUGAAUGGUUGGUGAAACUAUUAUACGCUUUUCAAGAUAAUCUGAGCCUGUAUCUCGCAAUGGAGUUCGUACCUGGGGGAGAUUAUAGGACUUUAUUGAUAAACACAAGAUUCCUACAGGCACCACAUGCCAGAUUUUAUAUUAGCGAGAUGUUCUGUGCUGUUAACGCACUACACGAAUUAGGCUAUACCCAUAGAGACUUGAAGCCUGAGAAUUUUUUGAUAGAUUCUCGCGGUCAUAUAAAAUUGACAGAUUUUGGACUUGCUGCGGGUACUGUAUCUAUGGAAAGAAUAGAAAGUAUGAAGAUUAGACUCGAAGAAGUUAAAAAUUUGGACUUUCCAGAAUAUAAAGAGCGGUCAAUGGAUGAUAGAAGAAGGAUGUACAAUAAACUCAGAGAGUCAGACGUUAAUUAUGCAUCUUCUACUGUGGGUUCACCCGAUUAUAUGGCAUUAGAGGUCUUAGAGGCAAAGAACUAUGACUUCACGGUCGAUUAUUGGUCUCUAGGAUGUAUCUUAUUUGAAAGUUUAGUGGGUUAUACUCCAUUUAGUGGAUCAUCAACUAAUGAAACGUAUGAGAAUUUGAGAUGUUGGAAACAAGUGUUAAGGCGACCAAAAUGCGACAAUGGCCGAUAUGCAUUUUCCGACAGAACCUGGGAACUUAUCACUAGGCUGAUCGCUGAUCCUAUCAAUCGACUAAGGUCUUUUGAGCAUGUAAAGAAGAUGAAAUAUUUCUCAGAAAUAAGCUUCGAAAACUUGAGGAACACAAGUCCACCAUUUAUUCCGCAACUCGAUAAUGAAACGGAUGCCGGCUAUUUUGACGACUUUACGAGUGAGGCUGAUAUGGCCAAAUAUGCUGAUGUUUUCAAGAGACAGGAUAGGCUGACUGCGAUGAUGGAUGAUUCUGCGGUAGUGUCUAAAUUGGUAGGAUUCACUUACAGGCAUAAAAAGGGCAAGAAUGGCUCUAGCGGUGUAUUGUACGAUAAUUCAGGACAAGCAGACCCAUUUGCCACUUUUUAUUGA